GCAGGAGUGCCAGGAAUCCCAGGAACAAAUGGUUUACCUGGACGACCAGGCCCCAUGGGACCUAACGGACCACCAGGGCGUAACGGCCUAAACGGAAUGCCCGGUAGCAAAGGUUCUAAAGGUGACCCAGGAGAACAUGGACGACGAGGACGUCGAGGACUUCCUGGCCAAGAUGGACGCAAUGGUACCGAUGGUGCACCAGGAUGGCGAGGCAAAGAAGGACCUCGAGGAGCUAUGGGCCCAAUCGGACCACCCGGUCCACAGGGGCAUACGGGUAAAACUGGUCGCCCCGGAAGAAGAGGUCCAUCAGGAAGGGUUUCACGGAAUUGCAGAUGCAAAAGAAAUGUUCCUACUCAGAUGUUUUUUGUUAAUACAGGGUUCUGGAUUUCUCAUAAACAAAUGAUGGGAUUCCAGAACGUCCCAUCGGCCAUGGGAGACUUUCACAUGAAGGUCGUGGAUCCAGUCACAUAUGUCCUGCAUAUUGGAGGUGAUUGGGUAAACGACGAUUCUGUGACACUCUACAUUCGUCUCCAUUGCAGUCAUCGUCGAAGAGUUGUCUACUUACCCAAUGAAACUGGGCACAGAAUUUAUAAAUUCAAAAGAGAAAACCGCCGUGAAUCCGAGACAUUUACUUAUGUAACCAACAGUCUUAGUCAUAAUGGCCGAUGGCGAUGCCAAUUACAGAUUAGUAAGGGCUACAUACAAGCGUUUUACCGCUGGGACUCACAAUACGGAGAAAUAAGCCUUGCUAUGUGGUAAAAUUACGAAAUCACUAACUUAAGACAAAUCACGAGAACGUACGGUGAAAUCCUGGUUAAACAUGAUUCUUGGAGUCACGUGACAGCAAGCAAAAAAAACUCCUUUAAAAUAACUACAGAAUUCUAAAGGUUAUAAUCUAGAGAGGUCUUACAAGAAGCCCGUUUAAUGAUAUCCCAUCAUGUCAUAUAGACUUUAUUUAGUAUUUCUCGAUUUUCGCUGGAAUGGCAUCGCUAAAAUUGUUAGUAAAUCGACAUUAGUCGUAAAUCGUAUAAAUUACAAUAAAAACAACGGCCUCUAA
Exaiptasia diaphana is the source of this 1057-nucleotide messenger RNA. RefSeq names its product collagen alpha-1(XVI) chain. The record is from RefSeq and is a predicted model, not a curated record. NCBI's taxonomy places the organism in Eukaryota, Metazoa, Cnidaria, Anthozoa, Actiniaria, Aiptasiidae.